AUGGCCCGAAUACUGCUGUUAUGGUUAGUCAUUGUCCUCUACACUGUAUUUGGGGCUGCAGUUUUUUCGGCCCUCGAGAGACCCUCAGAACUGGAGGCUCAUUGCAAAUGGAACAGACAGCUGGCAGAAUUCAUUCAGGAUCACCAGAUUCCAGCCGAGGAGUUACAUCAGCUGCUGGGAAACUAUGAGGUGGCCGUUGCCACUGGGAUUCGUAUGGAACCACGAAGACCCCGAUGGGAUUUCUCCGGAGCUUUUUACUUUGUGGCUACUGUGGUCAGCACUAUUGGCUUUGGAAUGGCAGCACCCGCAACUCUCAAUGGAAAAAUCUUUCUCAUCUUCUACGGACUGAUAGGCUGUGCCACCACUAUUCUCUUCUUCAACCUCUUUCUGGAACACAUGAUAACCCUGAUGACCGUCCUCACACGCUGGUGCCGCAAGCAGAGGAGGUUGAAAACACAUCUAAACACAGAACCGAGAGACGGGCAGGAGGAUUGGAAACCAUCUGUAUACUACGUGACCCUGAUUUUGGCAGCAGUUGCAUUUCUGGUUAGCUGCGGGGCAUCUGGCUUGUACUCAGCUAUGGAGGAUUGGCCCUACCUAGAGUCGAUGUACUUCUGCUUUGUGGCUUUCAGCACCAUGGGCUUUGGAGACAUGGUGAGCGUGCAGAGGGCCUGUUAUGAAGCACGAUGGGUUUAUCAGAUAGCUAACUCUUUAAUUAUCAUUCUUGGUGUCAGCUGUACCUACUCGCUUUUCAAUGUCACCUCUAUCAUCAUCAGACAGAUGUUGAAUUGGAUUUUGGCCAAGCUGUUGGGUCUGCAUUGCUGCUCGGCUGAGAGGGAACACGGUGGAGCAGAUCAAUUCUGUUGCUGCUCCGUCGCAGGUCUGAAAGUCACAAAAACGGCCAAUCAGCAGAUCCAGAGUCAUGGGCAGCCACACGGGACCUGUCACGGAGUCAAGAACUCUCUAAGCUCCGUGUGUAGGUGCACCAGCGCUGGAGUAGACACUGUUUGA
Messenger RNA from Triplophysa rosa, 1011 nucleotides. RefSeq names its product potassium channel subfamily K member 13 (gene kcnk20). Bases 1 to 1011 code for a protein of 336 amino acids. Gene Ontology annotation, cellular component: membrane. Lineage: Eukaryota; Metazoa; Chordata; Actinopteri; Cypriniformes; Nemacheilidae. The transcript has 2 exons. Gene Ontology annotation, biological process: stabilization of membrane potential; potassium ion transmembrane transport. Gene Ontology annotation, molecular function: potassium ion leak channel activity. The record is from RefSeq and is a predicted model, not a curated record.